Phaeodactylum tricornutum CCAP 1055/1 is the source of this 471-nucleotide messenger RNA. RefSeq lists its product with no specific name. Gene Ontology annotation, biological process: mitochondrial fission. The record is from RefSeq and is a predicted model, not a curated record. The coding region runs from base 1 to 471 and encodes 156 amino acids. Gene Ontology annotation, cellular component: mitochondrion. NCBI's taxonomy places the organism in Eukaryota, Bacillariophyta, Bacillariophyceae, Surirellales, Neidiaceae. The transcript has 2 exons.
AUGUAUUCCGAGAUUCACUUUGUCGAUAUCUUGGAUAUGCCAAUGAAGUCGGGGAGUCCUUUCGAUACCAAUUUCCCGGUCUCGUCCGACCAUCUUACGUUGUGGCCUUCGGAUAUUGUUGCGCCGACGCGCGAGCAUGUGGGAAGUGCCCUUGACGCACGGAACCAUAAUACCUUGCAUGCCACGGUCGACACCCUGCUAUGGCAAAGUCUCGCCAGUGUUAUGCUUCCAGGGGCCACGAUAAACAUGGUUGUGAAGGCGAGCCGACUUAUAGUUCAGAAAUCUCCAUUGGCUGUUCCAGUCCUUGUGUCGCAAUGGCUGCCGACAGCGAUGGGAUUGGGAUCGAUUCCCUUGAUUGUACAGCCAAUCGAUAACGGCGUUGACUAUAUUCUGGAUCGUAGCACACGACAAUGGUGGACAGUAGUGGGAGCAUCUACGGAAGUACAUGUCGUAGACCAGAAAUCCCAAUGA